This is a messenger RNA of Helianthus annuus (common sunflower), 1372 nucleotides long. Its product is annotated as ethylene-responsive transcription factor ABI4. Gene Ontology annotation, cellular component: nucleus. Gene Ontology annotation, molecular function: DNA-binding transcription factor activity; transcription cis-regulatory region binding. Lineage: Eukaryota; Viridiplantae; Streptophyta; Magnoliopsida; Asterales; Asteraceae. The record is from RefSeq and is a predicted model, not a curated record. Bases 80 to 1105 code for a protein of 341 amino acids. The transcript has a single exon. Gene Ontology annotation, biological process: response to stress; positive regulation of DNA-templated transcription.
AUCCACCUCUCUCUACAUACUCUCUUUCUUCCACCUUUCCCCUUAGGUUUUAUCGCCACCUUAAUAUCUUUAACCUAAAAUGGAGGACACAAACAAAGAUCCCCAUCUCCUUACCACUCCUCCUCCUCAACCUCCUGCCACCACCACCACUACCCCCACCUCCACCGCCAGCCCACCACGUAUCAACAACCGAAAGUCAAAAGGCAAAGGAGGUCCUGAGAACGGAAAGUUUAAGUAUAGAGGAGUUAGACAACGUAGUUGGGGUAAGUGGGUCGCGGAAAUUCGCGAGCCACGUAAACGAACACGCCGGUGGCUCGGUACGUUUGCAACAGCCGAAGACGCGGCUCGAGCAUACGAUCGAGCCGCGGUGGUUCUUUAUGGUUCGAGAGCUCAACUUAACCUACAGCAACCGUGUGGUGACGGUGGUAAUAAUAAUAAUACCACCACCGUCACCACCGGGUCUGCUGCGGCCACCUCUACUUCAUCCUCCUCUCCCUCAUCGUCGUCGGCGUCUACAUCGACUCUCCGGCCGAUACUUCCUCGGCCGGCUGCUUUUAAUCUUACUUUCUCACCUCAAACGACGCCGUCUUCUGUCCCCAUUUUCGGUAAUUAUACGCCCUACCCUUUUUACCCUACCGUACAACAUAACACUAAUUCUGGUAAAUUCUCCGUACAACGUAUGCAACCACAUCCGUACUUGCCGUACAUAAACAUGAAUAAAGAUUGUGUUGUUGAGGUUGGAGGUGGGGGUGGGGGGCCCUCUUUAAAGAUGACAACAACUCCUCCAACCUCGUAUGAUCCGAACGCCGACACAAACCCUAGAAGAUACAUGUGUCGACAACCGUUGUCACAAUCACAACAGUGUGAAAAUUAUGAACCGAUGAAAGAUGAGAUUAAUUCGCUGGUGGGUUCGGUUGGAGCCAACCUUUCGCUUGUUUCAAACUCGCCUUCGACAAUGGUGGUCGGAGAUUCGGUUUCGGAUCGUACUAUGGUGGUUGCAGAUUCGGUUUCAGAUCCUUCAUCGCCGUCCUGGUCGAUGACGAAUGACGAUGAGUAUCCGCCACCUAGCAUAUGGGAUUAUGGAGAUCCGUCGUUUGAUUUUUAGAGGUUUUUGUUUUAGUGGCGAAAAUAGGGUUUGAAAAUUUGAGUUGCAGAAUUUAAGUUAACUACAGUCGAAGAAGUUGUUUUAAUCUGGGUGUUGCUGGUUUGAUGUGAUGAACAAAUGUUUGUAAUGAUCAAAAGAUCGAAUUAGGGUUUAAAAGAUGUUGAAGUGACGAUUUCAUAUAUUCGUCUCAUUGUUUGAAAAGGUAUGUCGACUCUAGCUUUUUAGUUUUUAGUUGUUUUACCAAACUAAUUGAAUUAUUUAGAUUUC